GGAGACCACCCUCUACAAGGUGCACUUCACCAGAUGGAUGUGCUACUGCCACGUGCCGACCAUCUGCACGUCGAUGACGCACUGGGACCCGGCGGCCGUGUUCGGCCGCUCGGUGCUGCGUCUGCUGCUGCGCACGGUCAGCGCCCGCCUCCUGCAGAAGAUCGACAUGGACAAGGAGAAGAUGGCCAAGGACAAGCGGCUGCUGAUCCUCACACACAUGCCCAGGUUUCUUUCUUUGCUUGAAGAAGAAGUCUAUGGGACCUCGACCAACAUCUUCGAUAUAGACUUCAAGCCGCCCGCCCAGAAGUCUAUCGAGGCGCGGCCGGAGCCGUCACCGGGCCCGUCGGCGGCGGCUGCUGAGGAGCCGGCGGCGGCGCGCCGACGGCCGGAGAAGCGCACCGCCGAGGACGACGAGGAGCGCGCCGUCAAGCGGCCCCGACCCGACGAGGACGUCGACCCCGACCUCGUCCGACAGAUCCUCGAGAGCAUGGAGGACCCCAAACGGCUGGCCGGCCAGGAGUCGCUGUUUUCGGAGAACGCGGCCCGCGACGAGGCGGCCAAGGCCGAGGAGCGCGCCGGCCACAUCAGCUUCCACGUGGUCGGCAACUCGCUCAGCCAGAAGGUCAGCAAGACCACCAUGCUGUGGCUAGUCGGCCUGCAGAACGUCUUCUCGCACCAGCUGCCCCGCAUGCCCAAGGAAUACAUCACGCGGCUUGUCUUCGACCCGAAGCACCGGACGCUGGCGCUGGUGAAGAACAACCGGCCGAUCGGCGGCAUCUGCUUCCGCAUGUUCCCCAGCCAGGGCUUCACCGAGAUCGUGUUCUGCGCCGUCACCAGCAACGAGCAGGUCAAGGGCUACGGCACGCACCUCAUGAACCACCUGAAGGACUACCACAUCCGCCACGGAGUGCACCACUUCCUCACCUUCGCCGACGAGUUCGCGGUCGGUUACUUCAAGAAGCAGGGCUUCAGCAAGGAGAUCAAGCUGAACCGGAAGAAGUACGUGGGCUACAUCAAGGACUACGAGGGCGCCACGCUAAUGGGCUGCGAGCUGUCGCCCCGCAUCAUCUACCGCCAGUUCAGCUCCGUCAUCAGGAAACAGAAGGAGAUUAUCAAGCGGCUGAUCGAGAACCGACAGGCAUCCAUCCGCAAGGUGCACCCGGGCCUAACGUGCUUCAAGGAGGGUGUACAGGGCAUACCGAUCGAGUGCAUACCAGGGAUUCGGGAGGCCGGCUGGAAGUCGCCGGAGAAGUCUGCGCGCGUCACACGCAAUUCGGACGACCUGGGUAACGCCGAGCUACUGCAGGGCACGUUCCGCACCCUGCUGCAGAACAUGCGCCAGCACAGCGCCGCCUGGCCGUUCCUCUCGCCUGUCGACCCUACCGACGUGCCCGACUACUACGAGUUCAUCAAGUACCCGAUGGAUCUGGAGACGAUGUCGAAGCGGUUGAAGAACAAGUACUACUGCAACAAGCGGCUGUUCAUUGCCGACGCCACGCGCAUCUUCACAAACUGCCGCAUGUACAACGACCCAGACACCGAGUACUACCGCUGCAGCGUCACCCUCGAGAAGUACUUCCACAACCGGCUGAAGGAGGCCGGACUGACGGACAAGUGAGCGGCCUUGGUGCCGCGCGCGGCCCACCGGGGCGGGCGCUGAGUCGGUCUCAUCCCUGGAGGGCGUGGGGAGCGCGGUGCGGCGGCGGGUGGCGGUUGCGCACGCAGGCCGCUGCUGAGGACGUGACGGCG
Molecule: messenger RNA, 1749 nt
Organism: Pollicipes pollicipes
Lineage: Eukaryota; Metazoa; Arthropoda; Thecostraca; Pollicipedomorpha; Pollicipedidae
Product: histone acetyltransferase KAT2B
Exons: 11
Coding region: 38-1618 (526 amino acids)
Biological process (GO): positive regulation of transcription by RNA polymerase II; chromatin remodeling
Cellular component (GO): nucleus; ATAC complex
Molecular function (GO): histone H3 acetyltransferase activity; protein binding
Source: RefSeq, a predicted model, not a curated record